Molecule: messenger RNA, 1851 nt
Organism: Pisolithus orientalis
Lineage: Eukaryota; Fungi; Basidiomycota; Agaricomycetes; Boletales; Pisolithaceae
Exons: 4
Coding region: 1-1851 (616 amino acids)
Source: RefSeq, a predicted model, not a curated record
AUGAACAGUCAGGGUAUACUUUUCGGGAAUGAACUAAAUACAUUCAAGCAGUUUCACAAUGGUCCUUUAAACCAAGAGCAAGAGAUCAAUGUGUACUAUCCAUUUCAGUCUCAGGCAGAAUGGUCUUUAGCCAAGUUUCUCAUGGAGAACCUCACACAAACUCAGAUCAAGAGAUUCCUUGCUUUGCCCUGGCUGAUUUGGUGUGAUGCAGAGGAGGUUGCAAGGUCCUUGUUUGGAAACCCUAUCUUUGGUGCCAAUAUGAUGUUUGACCCUAUUCUGAUCACCAAUGCUCUUGGACAGGAGUACAGUGAAUGGUUCUCAGCAUGCAAAGCCCAUCACAUCCAAGAUUCCCUUCCGGAGGGUGCCACAAUUGUACCUAUUCUUGCUGCAUCUGACAAGACUCCUGUGACAAGGAUGACUGGAGGACUAGAAAUGCAUCCCCUCUUAAUCAUGGCAUGGACUGCUCACCUCCCUGAACAGCUAAUGAUUGCAUGCAUCUCCAAAAGUGCUUCCCCUGUCAUGGAAGCAACCCAUAAGCAGUUCAGCAACAGUCACUCCCAUUCAUCUCGUACAGGCAAUCUCACUCUCCAGCACAUCAAACAAGUUGCAUGGGGUACUCACCUGUGGAAUAAUCUGAGCUGCUUUCAAAGAGAGGUGAAGAUGAUACAGCUUAGCAGUGUCCACCUUCCAUUUUGGAGAAACUGGCCAUUUGCAGACCCCUCCAUCUUCCUUCUGCCCAAAAUCCUUCAUACAUGCCACAAGUUUUUCUUCAACCAUGUCCUCUCAUGGUGUAGAGAGUUACUUGAGGAUGACCUCAAUGUGCAAUUCAAGUGUCACUACAAAUGCAUUGCAGUGAGGCACUUUGUGGGUGGUGUUUCACACAUCAAGCAAAUGACAGGCAGAGAACACUAUGACAUCCAGCAUACCAUUGUUCCCAUGAUUGCUGGUUGUGUACCUCCAUGGUUCCUCCAUGCCAUACAUGCUAUUAUCAGUUUCAUAUACCAGGCACAGAGUCCCAUACACACAGAUGUUUCCAUGAAGGAAAUGGAAUCAUCACUUCAGGAGUUCCAUGUGCACAAGGAUGCCAUUAUUGAGGCAAAUGCCAGAAAGACAAGAUCAGCUGGUACCAAAAAUGACUUCCACAUUCCAAAGUUGGAGCUUUUUCACAGCUUUGCAGCAGCAAUUCAUAAUAACGGUGGACUAAUACAAUAUACUGCAGAUGUCAGCAAACACCUUCUUAUCACCCAUUGCAAGCGUCCAUUCGAACAUACUAAUAAGAAUAAAGACUUCAUGGAACAAGUCAUCCAAUUACUUGAUUGCAAAGAAUCUAUGCAGCAGUUUGAUGUAUACUCAUUGAUACACUCAAGUAACAUACCCCUCAUCAAUGCUGUUUCCAUGGAAGAGGAAGAAAUUGCUGCAACAGAUCCAACAUUCACAUGGGUAGGGCAUGUCCUACCUGAGGAGCAAUGGCAACUCCAUGGUCCCCACCCAGUCUGCAAUUACUUUGCUUAUGGCAUUCUCACCAAUCAUACUCAAACUGCCCUCCAUGUCAUGUCACAUUCAGAUGAAACUAAUCUGUUGCUGAACAACAUCACUGAACAAUAUCAGCUCCCCUACUUUCAAGACUGUUAUUUAGAAUUUCUUCAAUUGCAUUCCCUUGACCUCCAGUUUGACAUUUGUACUUCUGAUCACAUUGCUGUGUGGCAUAAGCUCCAUGUUCAGCUGCACUCCACAUUCCAUGAUUCUAUGAUUCUUCCAAGUCAAGUUGUUCAGGCAUUGCACCCCUCUCAGGAUUUCCCAUAUGGAAUCUAUGAUAUUGUUUUAAUCAGCCCCUCAAAUGACAGUGCAUAG